AUGCAUUUAUUAUUUCUCGUACUCUUGUACAUUUUUCCAUGCAUUAUAGCACAAAAUUCUACUGUAUUAUAUUCAAUAUAUCCAUGGUUACGAUUACCACCAACUCCACAACUGCCUACUCCUGUUACAGGUUCAUCAGUUCAGAUUAAUAAUGUAUCUAUAUGGUAUACGACAUAUGGACCAGUUGGUGCUCCUCCUCUUCUUUUUGUUCAUGGAGGUUUUGGACAGAGUGCUUAUUGGGGAUUACAAGUUGCACAAUUGAAAUCAUCUUAUCGAUGUAUACUUAUGGAUUCUCGAGGACAAGGUAGAAGUACAGUAACAUCAGCAGGUAUUACAUACGACUUGAUGGCAUCUGAUGUUAUCGGAUUACUAAAUUAUCUUGGCAUUCAACAAACACAUUUGGUUGGUUGGAGUGAUGGAGCGAUUAUUGGUCUCAAUGUCGCAAUCAAUUAUCCAAACAGAUUACUUUCAUUGUUUGCAUUUGCUGCAAAUUAUAUUCCUGCUGGAGUCAAAGAUAUUUCUAAUUCAAUUGUUUUCACGACUUUUCUCAAUCGAUCUCAGAUUGAAUAUCAAGCAAUAAAUCCAUCACCGAAUUAUACAAAUUUAUACAAUUAUUUAACAACAAUGUGGGCUACUCUUCCAAAUUGGACUCAACAAGAUUUUGCAAAAAUUAAUCCAAAUCUACCCGUUUGGAUUGUUGAUGCUGAUCAUGAAGAAGCCAUCUUUCGAGAGCAACCAGAUACAAUGAGUAGUUGGAUUCCUCAAUCAGGAGAACUAAUUUUGCCAAGAACAAGUCAUUUUGCAUUUCUCCAAGAUUCUGAUUGGUUUACUGCGUCUAUAGCUAGAUUUUUAGUAGAAGUAAAUUGUUCACAAUGUAAUUCCACACCAACGUCAUAUUCAUCAGCUACUACUAGUAGCUUUCAUUUUUCCUUGUAUGCAUGCAUGUAUAUAUCUUUCUUGCUUUUUUUUCGAUUGAUCUAA
This is a messenger RNA of Adineta steineri, 981 nucleotides long. NCBI's taxonomy places the organism in Eukaryota, Metazoa, Rotifera, Eurotatoria, Adinetida, Adinetidae. The record is from the annotation of a GenBank genome assembly.